Messenger RNA from Volvox carteri f. nagariensis, 678 nucleotides. RefSeq lists its product as uncharacterized. The transcript is spliced from 3 exons. The record is from RefSeq and is a predicted model, not a curated record. Bases 1 to 678 code for a protein of 225 amino acids. Lineage: Eukaryota; Viridiplantae; Chlorophyta; Chlorophyceae; Chlamydomonadales; Volvocaceae.
AUGUUUCCUCUCGUACCUGGCGGCUUACCGUGGGGCCAAGACCCACUUACUUCGUCUCCUCAUCGAUUCGUUACCGUUACGCCUGUGCGUGACGAUCUCAUCGUCCCGCCGUUACACCUGCCGCUGGUCUUUACUGGUAAUGCUCUCCCUGCCAUGCCUCCGCUUGCUGCGGGCCCUAUCCGUCUCCCGAGGUCGGCGCCGCCGCCUUUAGACCCUGUCGCGGCUCUGUAUUACUCUGAGUUUACCGGGGACGUGUCAGUGCGGCCGCCGCUCACGGCCGCCUUGCUCUCCAUCUACCAGGUGCACCAACGUCAGUGGGUCUCUGAGAGCUGGCGGCGGGUUCAAAGUGCUGCGCGAGAAUUUCAUGGCUGGUUGCAGCGCCAGUCUCUCGGGCUCACCUUGCUCACCUGCGAUCCUAUGUCCAUAGUUUCGUAUCUGGUGGAAUGGUGGUUCCCCCGGCACCCUGGGCGUCUGCGGGCAGACCGGCGUCCCAGCGCCAGUGCUGUAAAAAGGGUUAUCUCGAGCCUUGCGACUGCCUUUAAGCAGCUGGGCCGGGAAGGGGACUAUGACGCCUCUCAAAGCCGCGGGAAUCCUUGCGACAGCUCAUUGGUGGUGCACCCGGGCACCCGUUAUAAGUCACCUAAGUUGGCCCCGCAUUGCUCCUCUGACACGUGGUAG